Molecule: messenger RNA, 4359 nt
Organism: Passer domesticus (house sparrow)
Lineage: Eukaryota; Metazoa; Chordata; Aves; Passeriformes; Passeridae
Exons: 9
Coding region: 2540-3856 (438 amino acids)
Biological process (GO): natural killer cell activation involved in immune response
Cellular component (GO): external side of plasma membrane
Molecular function (GO): MHC class I protein binding
Source: RefSeq, a predicted model, not a curated record
ACUGGGGGGCGCUGGACACUGAUACUGGUGGACACUGGUGGACACUGGGGGGUGCUGGUGGACACCGGUGGACACUGGGAGGUGCUGGGCACUGGAGGACACACUGGUCACUCUGUGUGCUGGUCACUCUGUGUGCUGGUCACUGCUGGUCACCGCUGGUCACUGCUGGUCACUGCUGGACCCUGGUGGGUGCCCCAUUCUCCCCCCAGCCCAGAGCUGCUCCUCGGCCUGAUCCUGAUCCGGGGUGAAUCCCCGAUCCCCAAUCCCCGAUCCCCAAUCCCAGACGGCUGAGCCGCGCUCUGCCCUAAUCCCGGCCCGGCUGCUCCGGCUGCUGCCAGAGGGGCCUCCCUGCCUCAGUUUCCCCAGCCCCUAAAUCCUGCUGCUCUGUGCCCACGGGUCUCUGAGUUCUGGGAUCCCAAAACCCCAGGAACCCAGAAUCCCAGAACCUCAGGAUCCAAAGAUCCCAGAACCUUGGGAUCCCGGAACUCCUGAAUUCUGGAAUCUCAGGAACCCCAGAAUUCCAGAAUCCCAGAAUUCCUGAAUUCCAGAGCCCCAAAAUCCCAGAAUCCUAGAAUCCCAGAUCCCCUAACUCCAGAAUCCCAGGAUCCAAAGAUCCCAGAACCCCGGGAUUCCAGAACUCCUGAAUUCCGGAAUCUCAGGAACCCAGAACCCCAGAACCCAGAAUUCCAGAACCCCAGAACCCAGAAUCCAAAGAUCCCGGGAUCCUGGAAUCUCAGAACCCCAGGAUUCCAGGACCCCCGGAAUCCAAGAAUUCCUGAAUUCCAGAACCCCAAACCCCAGAAUCCUAGAAUCCCAGAACUCCCGAACCCCAGGACUGAUGAGGUUGGAAAAGCCCAUCAAGCCCAUCCGGAAUUCCAGGAAUUCCUGGGUCGCCUCCAGGGCUGCCCCUCCCUCCCUCCGCAGCCCCUUCCAGGCGGAAAUUCCCCCUGAAAUUCCCGAUCCCGCAGAGCAAAUUUGGGAAUUGUGGCACAAGGAAGGACACAGAGCCCUUUGGGGAGCGCCCCGAGCCCAUCCCGAGGAUCCCCCAGGCCGUGCCUCGGGGUGUUCCCUCCCUAAUUAAUGUUCCCUAAUUAAUUCCCUAAUUCCCCAAAUCUCCCGCUUUUGUCUGGGCAGAGGUGACACCCAGGGGACAGCUGCCACCGGGAUUAUCGUCUCCACAAAUGAUUCACUGGGAGGCCACCAAUUCAUCAAUCCAAAUUAAUUAAUUAAUUAAACCGCGGUGAUUAAUCCCCGGAUCAGCAAUGAGCUGUUAACCCGAACUUCUCCGGCCUGGAAAAAUCCGCAUUUUUCCCCUUUUUUUCCCCCCUUCAAACCCCCGCAUUCAGAAUGUGCAUUUUCCAAAAAUCCCUUCCCAAAACCCCGCGCUGGGAUGAUGGAAUUCUGGGAUUUUGGGGUUCCAAAAUUCAGGAAUUCUGGGAUAUUUGGGGUUCCAAAAUUCAGGUAUUCUGGGAUUCUGUGGACCCAAAAUUCAGGAUUUCUGGGAUUUUGGGGUUCUGGAAUUCAGGAAUUCUGGGAUUUUUGAGUUCUGGAAUUCAGGAAUUCUGGGAUUUUGGGGUUCUGGGGUCCCACCCCGACCCUUUUCCCGUCGGAACCAGCUCGGACACAGCUCCAGGAUUUUAUCUGGGGCUGGGGGCGUCACAGCUGCAUCCCGGUUCCUCCAUUCCCGGAGGGAUUUGGGAUUUGGGGGGGGUUCGGGGACCCCCCGGCCGCUCGCGGUCUCCUGCUGCCACCUCCCGGCCUCUGCUUCGAAAAGAAUUCCCGGGAUUUUCCCUCCCCGCCGCCUCGGGAAUGCGGGAUGGGAGCAGCGAAUCCCAUAAAAACCGUCCGGGAACGCGGGGAGGGUUUGGGGCUGGAACGGGGAGGAUUUUGGGGCUGGAACGGGGAGGAUUUGGGGGCUGGAAUGGGGAGGAUUUGGGGGCUCGAACGGGGAGGAUUUUGGGGGCUGAAGGAGGAUGAUUUUGGGGCUGGAAUGGGGAUUUUUGGGGCUGGAACGGCGAUUUUGGAGCAGAAGGAGGGGAAUUUUGGGGCUAGAACGGGAUGGAUUUUGGGCUGUAAAGGGAAUUUUGGGGCUGGAACGAGAAGGAUUUGGGGGCUGAAGGAGGAGGAUUUUGGGGGCUGGAAUGGGGAGAAUUUUGGGGCUGGAACGGGGAGGAUUUUUGGGGUUGGAAAUGGGGUUUUGAGGUUGUAAAGUGCAUUUUGGGUUGGAGAUUCCUCCCCAAACUCCCCGUCCUGCUGCUGGGGUGCCCGAGCUGGGGACAGCGGAGCCACCGCGGUGUCCCCAAAGCAAAACCCCCAACCCCGCGCCCUGCCGGGGCAAUGAAAAUGAAUUCCCUGCGAGCGCUGGGGCUGAGAGCAGCACCCCCGCCGUGUCCCUGUCCCCUCGGCCAGAGGGGCGGCCGGGGGGCGACAGCGCGCCCGACCCCCCGGAGGAGGAAGAGGAGGAGGUGCAAAGGAGCCGCACGGGGCAGAGGAAGUCCCCGCCGGGCUCUCGGCAGCCCCGAGGGGUCCCCGCUCCGAGAUGUCCCCGCCCGGGGGUGGCCGCUGUCCCCCGGCGCUGCUGGCGCUGCUGCUGGGGCUGGCCGGGAGCCGAGGAUCCCCGGGAUGCCAAACCCGAGUUGUGUCCGCGGGAGGAUCGCUGUGCCUGGCGCCGGAGGAACCCCCGUGGGAGUGGACAGAGAUCCACUGGAAAGUGAAAAUUGGUUCCGGAACGUGGCAGAAGAUCCUGACAGCCCCCAGGGAUGGAACUGUCUCCUAUCCCAGUGGUUCUUUCCAUGGGAAAGGGAAAUUCCAGCUGGGAAACUUCUCCCUGUGCAUCUCCGCGGUUCACAGAGCCGACAGCGGGGUCUAUGCGGCCGAGCUCGAGAAUGGGUCAGUGAUUUCCUCUCAGUGCUUCCGAGUGUCCGUGUGGGACCCCCUCCCGCCGCCGGAGCUGAAAUCCCAAAUCCUGCAGCGGGAUCGGGGCUGGUGCACCCUGGCCCUGCUCUGCUCCAGCCCCGGGAACGUCUCCUACAGCUGGGCCUGUCCCGGGCAUCCCCCGGGGGAGCUCCCGGAGCAGAUCCUGGAAAAGAUCCCGGAGCAGAUCCCGGGACGGAUCCCGGAGGAGAUCCUGGAGGAAAUCCUGGAGCAGAUCCCAGAGCAGAUCCCAGAGCAGAUCCCAGAGCAGAUCCCGGGGGAGAUCCCGGAGCAGAUCCUGGAGGAGAUCCCAGAGCAGAUCCCAGAGCAGAUCCCGGAGCAGAUCCCGGAGCAGAUCCCGGAGCAGAUCCUGGGGAUCCCCUCCCGGCUGAUCCUGAGGCUCCCUGAGGGCGCCGAACCCCAAAUCUGCCUCUGCAACGUCAGCAACCCCGCGGGGUGGAGCGCGGCCCGCGCCCGGCUCACCUGCCCAGAGAAUUUCAGCCACUGGACACUGCUGGCUGUGGCUGUGGCCGUGGCCGUAGGGCUGACCCUGCUCCUCGUGGGCAGCUGCUGCUGGUGGAGGAAGAGGAGGAAGAAUUCUCGGGAAGGGACCCCCGGAGCCCCCUCAGGACCCUCGGAGAUGACCGUCUACGCCGAGGUGGGAGAGAAGAAACCCUGCCAGGACCCCGCCGGGACGGGGGAGGCCACCCAGGAAGGAGCCACCAUCUACACCGUGGUCACUCCCAGGACACUGGAGCACCCCAGGCAGCGGGAGGAACCCGAGAAUUUCACCAUUUACUCCACGGUCCAGCUCGGCCGCAGGCCUUCCUCCAUCAAGAGGAAGAGGCUGGACCGAGCUUUGGUCUCCACUGCCUACUUGGAGGAUAAUGGGGGUUACAGGCGCUUGGGCUUCCCAAAUCCUGCCGACCACCAGCACCCCUAAAACCCCGGAAUUCCCAUCCCUGUGGAAUUCUCCAGGAAACUCCAGUGGACACUGGGAUCAAUGGAAUAGAAAUAUGCAGAAAUUCGAGUUUUUUCCCCCAAGAUUCAACGCCCAGCUGUGCCUUGGAGCGAAGAUUUGGGGAUGGAAAACUCCAGAAGGGAUGGAUUUGGGAUUGGGCAGGCGGGAUGGGCAGGGGUGGGAAUUUUGUGGUGUUUUUGGGGUUUGGAAAAUUUGGGAAUCCUUUUUUUUGUUUGUUUUUCUUGGUGAAGGGUGUGAAGAGGUUUGGGUUUGCCCGUCUGAGUUUCUGGCCAAGGCACCAAUUCUGGGGUGGGUUUAGCGCUGGUCAAACCCCAGCGCUCACUGGAGUUGUUUGCUCAUUGCCUGCUGUGAGAUACGGAGCAGGAGGAGGAGGGCAAAACAGGCUCAAAACUUUAAAUGGUAUUAAAAAAAUCUUUAUCGACUGACUUAAAAUAAAAAUAAAAAUAAAAUCAGAAUAAACCUUC